This is a messenger RNA of Truncatella angustata, 219 nucleotides long. RefSeq lists its product as uncharacterized. The coding region runs from base 1 to 219 and encodes 72 amino acids. The record is from RefSeq and is a predicted model, not a curated record. NCBI's taxonomy places the organism in Eukaryota, Fungi, Ascomycota, Sordariomycetes, Amphisphaeriales, Sporocadaceae. The transcript has a single exon.
AUGGAACAAGGCACAGCUUUUGAAGAAAAAAAGAUAGUAGAACAUGUUAGAAACGCCGCUAACGUAUAUCUAUACAACUUUGACCAAGUGCCCGACAUCAAUAGAGCGCAAGAGACGGAUGACAACGAAUGCUGCCCUGUUGUAUCUUAUUUUCGAAAACCAUAUGAAAGUAUGAUGGCAGUAUGGGAAGUCACAAUGCAAUUAACUUAUUGUAGAUAA